AGGGAGUCGAGCCAUUAGCGAUUAAGGGUGGACGAGCUAGGGUACUCGGGCAGGGUGGCGCUUGGAGGGAACAGAGGAGAGGGUCGGAUCCGGAGCUGGAGGGGCGCUGGAGAAAGAAGAGGGCACGUAGCCCCACUCAUUUCUCUGGAGUCUGCGAAAAGGGAGGAGGGAAUUGAGCUCUUGUUGCUUCCCCUAAAGAAGCCAAUUCCCCUUAGUCCCGGCCCGAGUUGAUCUUGUUGGUUGUUGGCGACCGCUGGGCGUUCCCCAAAGUCCGGGUGCCUGUGCAGUCUGGAUUCCCGGAGCUGGUCACCAUGCCGGGAAGAUUUUAGCUCCCCCAUGGAGCAAACCAACUUCUACGAGGUCGAGUCCCGGCCCCCGAUGAGCAGCCACCUCCAGAGUCCCCACCACCAGCCUAGCAGCGUCGCCUUUGGCUACCCCCGGGACUCGGUCCCUCCUCAGCCCCCCUCAACACCUGCAGCCGCCGCCGCCUCGGAACAGCUGGGCGACAUCUGUGAGAACGAAAACUCAAUCGACAUCAGCGCCUACAUCGAUCCUGCCGCUUUCAACGACGAGUUCCUAGCCGACCUGUUCCAGCACAGCAAGCAGCAGGAGAAAGCCAAAGCUGCCCUGGCGGGGGGCGAGUUCGACUAUCCUCCGCAGCCGCAUCCCGCCGGCCACGCCAUGCACGGAGCCCACGGGCCUGGGAGCCACCCCCAUGUCUAUGGCUGCGUGGCCGCGGGCUACCUGGACGGCAAACUGGACCCCCUGUACGAGCGCAUUGGGGCCCCGGCCUUGCGACCACUGGUGAUCAAGCAGGAGCCCCGGGAGGAGGACGAGGCUAAGCAGUUGGCGCUGUCCGGCCUCUACUCUUACCAGGCGCAGCAGCAGCAGCAACAGCAGCAACCCCCGCCGCCUCCUCCAGCCCACCACCACCAUCACCACCACCACCAUCCGGCGUCCCACCUCCAGUACCAAAUCGCCCACUGCGGCCAGACCACCAUGCACCUGCAACCAGGGCACCCCACGCCGCCGCCCACGCCUGUGCCUAGCCCUCACCACCAGCCGCCGCAGCCACCGCAUCACCCACACCAGCAGAACAGUCUACCCCCGGGAGGAGGACUCAAGAUGAUGUCCACGGACCACCGCGGUAAAUCCAAGAAGUCAGUGGACAAGAGCAGCAGCGAGUACCGAGUGCGUCGGGAACGCAACAACAUCGCUGUGCGCAAGAGCCGGGACAAGGCCAAGCAGCGCAACGUGGAGACCCAGCAGAAGGUGCUGGAGCUCACGAAUGACAAUGACCGGCUGCGCAAGCGGGUGGAGCAGCUGACUCGGGAGCUGGACACGCUGCGAGGUAUCUUUCGCCAGCUCCCAGAAAGUUCCUUGGUUAAAGCCAUGGGCAACUGCGCGUGAAUAAGCGCUCUCCCCUCCCGCCAAUCCACAGCCCAGACUCCCGGUGGCCCCUCAGGCCCUUCGUGGAUUCCGUCCCUCAGUCUCUCCCUCCGCGCCCACCCAGACGCUGGACUGAAGGACGUUACUUUAGAGGCUGGUGGGGUAUUUUUUUUUCUUUUUAAAUUUCAGACCAGACUGAUCUCGAGACUGUCCAAGACAGAACGAGGAAAUUCCGGUGCCAUAAACCCUGGCUGGCUUUGAUUCUCUGCCUCCCCCCUCCCCCGCCCCUAAACCGGCCAGAACCUCUUCGAGUUUGAGAUUUGGCCUUAGGUUGUUGUCUUCAAGUUUCUUUCCAGUCUGGGGGUGGGGGGAGAGAAACAGGGAGUGAGGGUGGGGGGCCGAGAAGGAAGGGAGAGAAGCCCGGAAGCCAGGCAGCUCUAGUAUUAAGUAAUAACCCUGUGCCUUAGGAGCAGAGACGCGUCUAAAUUGAAACUCUGGGAUUCCAAGUGUCUACGGAAUGGAAGGAGCGAACCAUGUGCCUUUGCCAUUUGAUCUGGAGAUUCCCCGUGUUCCUACACCCCCAGCUUACCGGGCUCUAUCUCUCUCCCCACCUCUUUCUGCCUAGGAGAGAUGCGGGAGCCUGGGGAAAGGUCGUAGAAAGUGAAGCUCCAGCCACCCUGGGACUGGAGUUUCGGAGGACAGGUGGUGGGCCUUGCCUCAUAAACCAGAGAAAGUAGCGUGAGUGAGGUAGGGGUGAGGGUAGAGAGAAGAGAGAGUGGGGGACGGCUUGCGACGAUACUGAACCAGAGAAACAACUUGGUGAUAUUACGAUGAGAAUAUUAUAAAGUCCUUAAGAAGAGAAAGAAACCCCAGUAACUUGGCUUUAAGCCUGUGGUUGCUGCCCCUAGACUUGUGGGAGCCGAGUUUCUGAGUCGAGGUGGGGGGUGUCUUCCUUCAGGGGUUGGGCAGUGAUCUGCAGGCAGCUCUCCCCAUAAAAAGAGUGACUGAGGGGCUGAAGUCCUAAGUCAGCAACUCCCCCCUGCUCCAAGGAAAUGGUGUGUGAAGGGCAGAAGGGGUGGGGGAGUCAGGGGACUAGUGAAACUGUCCCCUUGAGGAAGGCAGGGGGAAGGGGAGGGCGGUUAGGCCAAACUUAGAGAAGCAAAGUCUGUACCAGGUCGCAAUAAUACGAAGCACAAUGAAUAAACUUCCUUGAGAUGGGGGAUUUAGUUACAAAAAGCAUCCAAGCCUGUUGCUUUCUCAGUUAAUUGAUUGCAAGCCCCAGUCCCAGGUUAGGUCUCAAUUGCAGGUUAGGUCUCAAUUGCACAGGCGGCAGUUUAACUGUCCACCUCUGUAUGCUAAAUGAUGCUGCCCGUGCAUCACCUUGUUUGUAUUUUUCACUCAGAUUCUGACCGAGAUUUUCUCUGUUCAGGAGUAGAACGGAGCUCUCCAGAGUUUCUACCUUCCUCUCCUUUUAUUAUUAUUGUUGUUUUCCUCUCCCUGAGGGGUAGUGAGAAGCUGAAUACCCUCUACCUCCCUUUUCCCUUUGUGCCCCCUCUCCCUGUCCCCUGGUCCCCAGGGAGCAGCUCCCCAGCAGUGGUGCAGGAAAAAGGCAAGGAUAGGCAAGUGGCCUGACUGAAGGGUUUGGGGCAAGAGAGAGGAACCCCAGAGAUGACCUAGGUUUCCUGGAGACAAUCUCAGUCAAAGCAAAGAACUGAGCCCAGGCCAAGGAACUCAGCCCACACCACCACCUCUGGACAGGGGCCCUCUGACAGUCAGGAGCUGGUGGGAGACUUUUUUGAAGGCACCCCCACCCACAGCUGAGCAGCCAAGCCGUUUGCCCAGGGGAAAUUGAGGCAUGGGAGGGUGGGGAGGAGAAGGAAAGGGCCAAGUUUUUUUUUUGUUGUUAUUGUGGGAGGAUAUUUUAUUUUCCAGAUGUGAUAGAUGGGAAUUUCAUGUUGCCUGUUUUAUGUACAAAAUAUAUAUAAAUAUAUAAAUAUAUUAUAUAUAAAUCUCUAUAAAAGUGGAGCUCAGUGUCUUUUUAAAGCCAGAGUGAAACUACAUGGGAGGGUUGUCAAGGGCCAGGUCCCACUCCUCAAUAAACAUUGCAUAUUCUUGAUGUGA
Messenger RNA from Phascolarctos cinereus (koala), 3510 nucleotides. RefSeq names its product CCAAT enhancer binding protein alpha (gene CEBPA). The record is from RefSeq and is a predicted model, not a curated record. Lineage: Eukaryota; Metazoa; Chordata; Mammalia; Diprotodontia; Phascolarctidae. Gene Ontology annotation, biological process: DNA-templated transcription; regulation of transcription by RNA polymerase II; myeloid cell differentiation. Gene Ontology annotation, molecular function: RNA polymerase II cis-regulatory region sequence-specific DNA binding; DNA-binding transcription factor activity, RNA polymerase II-specific.